This is a messenger RNA of Pogonomyrmex barbatus (red harvester ant), 2203 nucleotides long. Its product is annotated as nischarin. NCBI's taxonomy places the organism in Eukaryota, Metazoa, Arthropoda, Insecta, Hymenoptera, Formicidae. The record is from RefSeq and is a predicted model, not a curated record. Gene Ontology annotation, molecular function: phosphatidylinositol binding; protein binding. Gene Ontology annotation, cellular component: cytoplasm.
GCAUUACGUUUAAUUUUUUCCGAAUUUUCAUUUCCAAAAUUUAAUAUUUAUUCCUACGUUUCUAAUAUUGUCUCCAUGUGUGUGCGCAGGGCCUUGCGUUAAAAUCGCGCGAAAAUUAUUCGACGCAAGAUCGAUGGACCGAUCGAGCAUCCGCAUCGUGCGUCGCUACGUCGCGAGAUGGAGGCAGCGUACGCGAGGGUUUUUUUUUUCUUAUUUUUCCCUGUCAUUCGCGACAGCUGUCAAAGAUGCAUAUGCUCAUACACAGCAUCGUCUGCCGUUUCGAGGCAACGUCAAUCGACGCGACGAGGACACGUCGGAGCGGCGGUGAUAAGCGCGGAGGCGGAGGUGCGUACGGUACGGAUAAGUCCGCGAUGCCUCGCGAGAAUCGCGGGAUCUCUGAGGAUCCGUAGAUGCGUCGCGUCGUACCGCCUCGUCGCGCCGCGCUCCUCCACAGGCAGGGUGGCGAUUACGAGGCGAGGAUAACCUCCCGGUUCCCGCACGUCCGCGCGAUCGAGAUACACGCGAGAUCUGUUCCGUCGCGUAUUGGUCGAAACCGUCACGUCACAGCUCGGCCAUGGCGUGCCUGAUGUUGAACCAGGAAAAUGUGAGCUUGAAAAUACCGUCGGUCGAGACGGUGGACGGAGUCACGUAUUAUUGCAUCGAGGUUGGGAUCGCGUCGAUCAAGUGGACCGUGAAGCACAGGUACAGUACAUUUGCAACAUUGCACGAGAACUUUGUCUCCAAGUACUGUGUCGAGAAGGACAUUUUACCACCGAAAAAGCUCAUAGGCAACAAGUGCGAGAUCUUCGUGGAGAAGCGUAGACAGAGUCUCGAGAUAUAUCUUAAUGCUGUUUACAAUUACUUGAAGAAGGCGAUGCCUAGAGAACUGGCUUUAUUCUUGGAUCUGCACGAAUACGACAUAUACUUUUUGGUACAAAGCAUGGCUUUGGAAUUUUUUGUUACGGGCGAUACUUUGCUGCAGACCUCAACAAGUUAUAAAUUUAAUCCUGUACAGUUGUACGCGAUUAGCGAAAGAUUAAAACAACCGUGUCCAGUGUUGGAAGUUGUGGAUAAGGAAUACGACUUCAGUCAUGUUUUGGAUUUUAAUUCUCGUCUAACUAGUCUCACGAUUGAAGGGAGUUCGGAAUCCUACAAGACUAGUAACAUUUAUCCAUCUGCGUUGUCUAUCGAAUUAUCCACUUUCAAAAAUGUACGACAUCUAACGAUCGAUCGAUACCCAGUGGACAAAAUUUACAACAUGGGAAAUCUUCGAGAUACCGUGACCAUGCUGAAAGUUACCAAUACCAAGCUCAGAAACAUCGUGGAAUUAGCCAUGUGCGAGGAGGUUCAUAAAAACAUCGUAAAUGCUAAUGAUUCUCACGUAUGGAUGAAGGUGACACACCUGGAUCUUAGCGACAAUCGUAUAGAAGUUAUAGAUGAGGCGAUUAAACUGUUACCACAUAUAGAAUGUCUAACGCUAAACAACAAUCACUUGUCCGAGAUCUCCAACGUGACGUUGUUGCCGAGAUUGUCACAGUUGUACCUGGCGUCUAACAAUUUUACCAGUCUGCCGGAUGAUCUCCAUACGAAACUCGGAUACAUUGUUUACAUCGACUUGUCGCAGAAUAAACUCACGUCACUCGCCAGUUUUUCGAAACUGUAUUCGUUGGAAGGAUUGGACGUGAGUUGUAAUCGUAUUGAGAAAAUCGAGGAGGUGAAACACAUCGGUCAUCUGCCUUGCCUCGAGAACCUAAGGCUAACGGGUAAUCCAGUAUCAACGAUAGUCGAUUACAGGGUUAAGGUAUUGGAGCCGUUUGGUAAAAGAGCUGCCGACAUCUGCUUGGAUAAUGAAAAGCCAAAUCAAAAGGAACUCGAUACUGUAUCGGUUCAUCAAGCGUUGCGCAUCGCGCGGGAGGGUAAAUCGCCGUCGUUCACCGCGUCCGAUGCGCCACUAUUCUCCGCCGAGGUUCCAAGUAUAUAGAAGAUUUUAAACGCGAUUUUCUUUUUUAUCGCGACAAUCGUGUUACGUGAAGUAUAUUUAGAUACGAAACAAAAAUGUUUUAUACGAUAUGUAGACUUUAUCACUACGAGACUGAUCUUUUUCUCUCACGGUAAUAUUGUUUUUGGUCUCGAUUUGUUAUACAUUACUUGCUAUUUUCAUUGAUACAAUCUAAAUGAAUAAAAAUGACAUGCUUUUUACUUC